AUGAGUGUCGUCGGUGUCGAUUUCGGAACCCUCAAGACGGUUAUUGCCGUCGCCAGAAAUCGUGGCGUCGAUGUGAUCUGCAACGAGGUUUCUAACCGAGCCACACCGUCUGUGGUUGGCUUUGGGCCCAAGUCGCGAUACCUCGGCGAGAGCGCCAAGACGCAAGAAAUCUCCAACCUGAAGAACACCGUCUCCUCCAUCAAGCGGCUUGCCGGCCGCGCCUUCAAUGACCCCGAUGCCCAGCUCGAGCAGCAGUACAUCACUGCUCCCCUCGUCGAUGUCAAUGGCCAGGUCGGCGUCGAGGUCAACUACCUUGGCAAGAAGGAGAAGUUCACCAACACCCAGCUGAUCGCGAUGUUCCUCAGCAAGAUCAAGCAGACGACGCAGGCUGAGAUUAAGCUCCCUGUUUCUGAUUUGGUCAUGAGCGUCCCUGCUUGGUUCACCGACAUCCAGCGCCGCGCUAUCAUCGACGCUGCCGAGAUCGCUGGCCUGAAGCUCCUCCGCCUCAUGAACGACACUACUGCUGCCGCUCUAGGUUGGGGUAUCACCAAGCUCGACCUCCCCGCCCCCGAGGAGCCGCCCCGCCGCGUCGCUUUCAUCGACAUUGGCCACAGCAACUACACUGCUUCCAUCGUCGAGUUCAAGAAGGGCGAGCUCGCUGUCAAGGGCACUGCCUUCGACCGCCACUUUGGUGGUCGUGACUUUGACAAGGCUCUCGUCGACCACCUCGGCAAGGAGUUCAGCGGCAAGUACAAGAUCGACAUCCACUCCAACGGCCGCGCCAUGGCUCGCACCAUCGCCGCUGCCGAGAAGUGCAAGAAGAUCCUGUCUGCCAACCAGCAGGCCCCCGUCAACAUCGAAUCCAUUAUGAACGACGUGGACGUUUCCGCCAUGAUCACCCGUCAGGAGUUUGAGGCUAUGGUUGAGCCCCUGCUGGCCCGCGUCCAUGUGCCUCUUGAGCAGGCUCUGGCUGAGGCCAAGCUGACCAAGGACGAUAUUGACGCCAUUGAGGUCAUCGGUGGUGGCAGCCGUGUCCCCGCCCUCAAGGAGAGGAUCCAGGCUUUCUUCGGCAAGACCCUGUCCUUCACCCUGAACCAGGACGAGGCUGUUGCUCGUGGCGCCGCUUUCAGCUGCGCCAUCCUGUCUCCCGUGUUCAGAGUCCGUGACUUCACUGUCCAAGACAUCAUGAGCUACCCUAUUGAAUUCACCUGGGAGAAGGCCCCUGAUAUCCCCGAUGAGGAUACUAGCCUGACCGUCUUCAACCGCGGCAACGUCUUGCCAUCCACCAAGAUUCUCACUUUCUACCGCAAGCAGCCCUUCGACCUCGAGGCUCGCUACGCCAAGCCCCAGGAUCUCCCUGGCAAGAUUAACCCUUGGAUCGGUCGCUUCUCUGUCAAGGGCGUCAAGGCUGACGGCAAGGAUGACUUCAUGAUCUGCAAGCUCAAAGCACGCGUCAACAUCCACGGUGUUCUCAAUGUUGAGAGCGGCUACUACGUUGAGGACCAGGAGGUUGAGGAGGAGGUCAAGGAUGAAGAGAAUGGAGAGAAGAAGGACCCCGAUGUGAGUUUUGCGGUGUCUCGUUCUGAACUUUUGUCCUCUGCCGCGGUGGGCGAUAGCAUGGAGUCGCCGCUGAAGCGUCGACGACACGGUAUCGACCCGAAGUCUUGUCAAUCCCCGCCCUGCGCAUCCGUGGAGGACGAUGAUGAAAUAUCGAAGCUAACACAUGCACUCCCAAAGGCCAUGGAGACCGAUAACAAGGAGGAAGCUCCCAAGAAGGUCCGCAAGGUUAAGAAGCAGGUCCGCAAGGGCGAUCUUCCUAUUGUCAGCGGCACCGCGUCUCUGUCCGACCCGGCGAGAACCUCGCUGUUUGAAAAGGAGUCUGCCAUGGUCAUGGAGGACAAACUUGUUGCCGACACGGAGGAGAAGAAGAACGAGCUCGAGACCUUCAUUUACGACCUCCGCAACAAGCUCGACGACCAGUACGCCGAGUUCGCCAGUGACGAGGAGAAGACUAAGAUCAAGGAGAAGCUUGAGCAGACUGAGGACUGGCUGUACGAUGAGGGUGACGACACCACCAAGGCCGUUUACAUCGCCAAGAUUGACGAGAUCCGCGCGAUGGCUGGCCCCAUCAUCCAGCGCCACUUCGACAAGGUCGAAGAGGAUCGUCGUCUCGUCCAGGAGAGGGUAGACGCUGAGAAGGCUGCUAAGCGUGCCGAGGAGGAGGCCCGCAAGGCUGCCGAGGCGGAGAAGGCUUCCAAGGAUGAGGAGAUGACUGAUGCCGAUGGCAAGAAGCCCGAGGGUGAGGAGGCUAGCGAGGCCACGAAAUAA
Messenger RNA from Colletotrichum navitas, 2328 nucleotides. Its product is annotated as hsp70-like protein. Gene Ontology annotation, biological process: protein folding. Lineage: Eukaryota; Fungi; Ascomycota; Sordariomycetes; Glomerellales; Glomerellaceae. The coding region runs from base 1 to 2328 and encodes 775 amino acids. Gene Ontology annotation, molecular function: ATP-dependent protein folding chaperone; ATP binding. Gene Ontology annotation, cellular component: cytosol; nucleus. The transcript is spliced from 5 exons. The record is from RefSeq and is a predicted model, not a curated record.